AUGAACAUGCAGAGGACUGCACUCUUACUGAUCUUCCUGUGGGCUCUAUCAUGUUCUUAUCCUGUAGCCAGACACCAAAGAGCACAUCACAGAAGCUCAGAAGAGCCCUGGUCUACUGCAAGUGAAGAGAGGUCGAAUGAGGUAGCCAGUUCUGUGGAUGCCAGCGAUGAAGACCCUGGGAGCAGGUUCAACAUAAGCCCAGAAAACAGAGAAGACUCCGGCAUCAGUGAACAUGACAGCAGCCUCCGUGAGAGCAAUGAAGGAAACAGAAAAGUUUCCAGUGACAGCUUGGAGAACCUUGCAGAAGAUGUGAGUGAAUGGAGCACCCAGGACAACGAUGAGGGCAAUUAUUUCAGAAUCCACCAGGCAGUGCACAGGAAAUGGGCGGAACGCAAGGAUGGCAUAGAUGACGUGGACGAGGAUGGUUCUGAUGACCACUCUUCUGACAGAGUUUCUCUGGAAAAUGAGAUUCAGGGCGCUGACCAAGAACAGCUCCCUUACAGCGAUAUCAGAAUUUCCAAAGAACAACACGAUGUGGAAAAUGAUGGCAUGCUCUAUAUAACUGACCAACUUUCGUAUACGUUCGUUGGAAAAGGAGGGAGUGAUCAGAUGAAUGAUGAAGACUUCAGCGGCGAUGAUUCUUGGGAUGGAAAGAAUGAUGAAGGCACUUAUGGAAAAGGUGCUGGUCCCACUGUUCCCCCAAACAAAGAGGAUGAGCAGGAACAUUCAGAGGGACACGGUGACAAUGCUGUUGGCCGACACCACGAUGAUAGCAGCAGCAGCAGCAGCAGUAGCAGCAGCGAGAGCAGAAGCCAUGAUAAAGAGGAUAAUCACAUUAUUCAUUAUGGCAAAAGGCUUGGAGUUGAGAGUUACAGCAGCAGCCAAGAGGACAGAUAUGAUUUUGACGACGAAGGAAUGCAAGGUGAUGAUCCCCAACUCUUUGAGAGCUAUGACAGUGACUCCAGCAUGCUCCACGGAGACGUCCAUUCAAAAGAAAGCAGCCAGGAAAUCGGCAAAGCCAAACGUCACAGCAAAUCCAUGGAGCGCUUUGCCAGGAAAGUGUACCACUAUGUGGAUGGGGACUCAGAUGAGGAGCACAGUUCUGAGCAUGACAAGAGGACAUCCCUGCAAGAGGAUGAUGCUGACUCUAAAGAAGACAGCCAAUCUGUAGAAGAUGUCAGUAAAUCAAUAGAAAAUGUCCCCAGUAGAUCCAAGGAGUAUGCAGCUAGCCAUUCCAGAGAGGUGGUACAGAGCUUGUCCAGAGGGCACAGUCAAAGUCGGUCCAGAGAGAACAGCCGAUCCAGGGAAGACCUCCAGUCCAGGGAAGGCAAGCACAGUAGAUCAAGGGAAGACAUUCACAGCCAGUCCAGGGAAGACAAGCACAGCCGGUCCAGGGAAGAUGUGCACAGCCAGUCCAGGGAAAGCAAACACAGCCGGUCCAUGGAAGACCUGCACAGCCAGUCCAGGGAAGAUGUACACAGCCAGUCCAGGGAAGAUGUACACAGCCAGUCCAGGGAAGACAUGCACAGUCAGUCCAGGGAAGACGUGCACAGCCGGUCUAGAGAACUCCUAAGUCAGUCUAGAGAAGAUGAGAACAGCCAGUCUAGAGAGGACGAUGAUAUAGUAUCUGAAGAAGACAUAAAGAGUGAAUCCACUGAAAAUAGCAGGGACUCCCAAGAAAAAACUGUGAAAAAGUAUAUUGAGAUAGAUGAUAAAUCAGAGGAACGCAGUGCUAGCCAAUCUCAAGAACAGGAGAGUUCUUCUACCGAAGAAGUAGAAAAUGUGUCACUAAGGAGCAGUGAAUCGGGGCAGGUUAAGAGGCACCGGAGCAGCUCAAGUGAAAAGAGUCCCUCCACAGAGGAGAGUGUAGAAUCAAGCGAGGACACCGAUGAAUCCAUCUCUGAUGACAGCAGAUCAUCUCCCAGUGAAUCGUCUGAGAGUGAUAAAGUUUCCCAAGAAAGCACUAGUAGUGAAGAUAGUAACGACAGCGAUUCAAGUGACCUUAAAUCUGAAGAAGGGCAACAUCGACACAGCCAAUCAGCAGAAACCAGCGAAUCCAGCCACUCCAUAGAAAGGGACAGCAGAUCCAGGGAGGACACAAUGAGCAGGUCUGACAGCGCAGAAGACGAUAGCUGGUCGAGAAGCAAUGAGCUCGAAAGCCGAAAGAUGAUGCUUGACAUUUAUCGUAACAAACCUUACAGAGAUUAUGAAGAUAAUGACUGUCAGGAUGGAUAUUAA
This is a messenger RNA of Euleptes europaea (tarantolino), 2238 nucleotides long. RefSeq names its product dentin matrix acidic phosphoprotein 1 (gene DMP1). The record is from RefSeq and is a predicted model, not a curated record. Gene Ontology annotation, cellular component: extracellular matrix. The transcript has 5 exons. The coding region runs from base 1 to 2238 and encodes 745 amino acids. Gene Ontology annotation, molecular function: extracellular matrix binding. Gene Ontology annotation, biological process: ossification; extracellular matrix organization. Lineage: Eukaryota; Metazoa; Chordata; Lepidosauria; Squamata; Sphaerodactylidae.